UUUCUCUCUCUACUUGUAUCUCACACUCUCUCUCUCUCUCUCUCUGUCAGCUUCCUUCAUUUAAAUUCCAGCUAUGGAGCCGCCGCCUAAUGGGACUUUGGUUCUCCGUCCAUGACCUCGAUGACUGAGUUGAAUCGGUGUUCCCGUUGGUUUUCGUUGAACGAGCAAAGAGUCUAGUAAUUCAGCUCGAGCAAUUUGGUCGGUUUUUCUCGGGAACAAUCAGAAAGUGUUUGCUUAUUUUAAACAAUCAGAACUAAAACCCCAAGUAGUUAGCUUGUUCUAUAGGCUUUGAGCUCAGAGAUUGAAGUGAAGGGAACAAAAAUGGGGGACCUGGACAAUUCCUCAUCCCCGUUACUGACAGUUUCAACAGCUUCAGGGGAAGCUAGUUUAUCUUCCUCUGCUCACGAAACCAUGACUCUUCCAGAGCCACCUGCGAAGAAAAAGCGAAACCUCCCCGGAAUGCCAGAUCCCGAAGCGGAGGUGAUCGCUCUGUCGCCGACAACGCUCCUCGCAACCAACCGUUUCGUGUGCGAGAUCUGCAACAAAGGGUUCCAGCGUGAUCAGAACUUGCAGCUCCAUCGGCGAGGCCACAACUUGCCGUGGAAGCUGAGGCAAAGAACAACCAAAGAAGUCCGGAAGCGGGUCUAUGUGUGCCCUGAGACCUCCUGCGUGCAUCACAACCCGACACGAGCCCUUGGCGAUUUGACGGGAAUAAAAAAGCACUUCUGUAGAAAGCACGGCGAGAAGAAGUGGAAGUGCGAGCGGUGCUCCAAGAAAUACGCCGUACAGUCCGAUUGGAAGGCGCACAUGAAGACCUGUGGUACCCGAGAGUACAGAUGCGAUUGCGGAACUUUAUUCUCUAGGAGGGAUAGCUUUAUAACGCAUAGGGCUUUCUGCGAUGCGUUGGCGGAGGAGAGCGCGAAGGCUCAAACCCUAGCGAUUGACGGCUCAGAUGGAAAUCAGAACUCCAAUCUCAAUAAUCAGAGUCCGAAUCCGAAUGCGAAGGGUGUGGUGGCUUCGCCGCCUCCACCGCCUCUCACGCCGUCAAACACUGUGGUGUCCCCGGCUUUGUCCAUUCAGAGCUCAGAAUUGCCGGAAAACCCAAUAGGCCUCUCGCCGCCAACGCCAGCCACAACGUGCUUAACCACCACAGCAAUUAGCACCACCACUACCACCACCACCACCACCACCACCACCACCUCAACAGGAAACUGCAACAACGGCAGCAGUGUAUUUGCAAGCAUAUUUGCACCUUCCACAGCCUCAGCAUUGAUCUCACAGCCACCUCAAACAUCAUCACCAUCCUCAUUCUCCAAUCAAGUCUCCACCUUGGGACGCCCCGAUGGCUCCACCACAAUCCCAACCGUUUCCUCCAUUAAUGAACCCACAUCCCUCUCCCUCUCCACCUCUCUUUACCUCUCCAGCAACGGCUCCUCCCUCUUCCCAACACCUGAACCACAAGACCAUCGCCACUACACUCAGCCCGCUGUCAUGUCCGCCACCGCAUUGCUCCAAAAGGCAGCCCAAAUGGGCGCUGCCGCAUCAAACGCGUCAUUGCUUCGUGGGUUUGGCUUGGCCACGUCAUCCUCGUCCCCAUCUCAAGAAAAUAGCACGGCGCUGCAGUGGAACAAACCGGAGAGCGGUGGUGGUACUACCCAGAUGGCAGCUGGGGUUGGGCUCGAACUUCUCUCAACUGCAAGUGCUGCCCAUUUGACUGAUCUAAUGAUGGGCCCACCUUCCCAAUUUGGGGGCCAGCCCAUGACGCGUGACCUUCUUGGGCUCAGCAUAGGUGUUGGCAGCAGCGGCAGCGGUGCUUCCACAGGCGGGCUUUCUGCGUUGCUAAAUUCCUUUGGUGGUGGGGGCAGUGGCUUCGACGUUGCAGCUGCAGCAGCUGCUGCGUAUGGAGGAGGAGGAGGGGCUGGGAGUUCUCAGAGAGAGUCAUGGGAAGGUGCACAAGAUAGAUAGUCCAAUGGGCCUGCCUUGCUCUAGAACAGCCUCAUUUUCGUUCCUGUGAUUGAUUUUGUUGGCAUAGGUAAAGAAAGAGAGCGACUCUGGGCAACUCGCUGGCGCUCCUGCUUUUGAAGAAUCUCCAAGCGCAGUGGCCUUGUGUGUUUUGUGCUGCUGAUUAUAAAUAUAUUGCCUAAAUUUUGUCUUUUGAAUCGUAGCUGUUUUGAGUAUUAGCUCAUUUAAGUUGUAAUCUUUUGUUUUUUCUCGGUCGAAAAAAAGUUGUAGUCUGUAGGGAUGUGAAUGGGAAAAAAAGCAGUGUACAGGAGCUUAAUUUUCAAGUUACUAGCUAGCGUAGCAAAAGUGCACAGCACAAAAUUAAGGGAAAACAUGUAAUGUGCGUCCGAGUCUGCACUACGUAAAAAGUGAGAGAUUCAGUUGUCUUUCAAGUUC
This is a messenger RNA of Prunus avium (sweet cherry), 2397 nucleotides long. RefSeq names its product zinc finger protein GAI-ASSOCIATED FACTOR 1-like. Lineage: Eukaryota; Viridiplantae; Streptophyta; Magnoliopsida; Rosales; Rosaceae. Gene Ontology annotation, molecular function: DNA-binding transcription factor activity. Gene Ontology annotation, cellular component: nucleus. The record is from RefSeq and is a predicted model, not a curated record.